AUGGUAUCGAGAUCGAAGAUUGUAUAUGUUUUGUUGUGUUUGAUACGUUUGGGUUGUUCUCUGCUGCCGGGUUAUGUGCAUCCAGACGAAUUUUUUCAGUCGCCUGAAAUAAUGGCUGGUGACGUUCUAGGAUAUGAGGUUUAUCGACCGUGGGAGUUUAACGAACAUCUACCUUCGCGUUCGAUACUUGUACCAGCUUUAACGACUGGAUUACCCUUCCAUUUACUUAAAAUUGUGAACAAAUGGUCUAGUAAUUUCUCCCGGGAAGAUAAUGUAAUCAAGUCAUCAACAUUAUUUAUUACAGAGCGAACUGUCUUUUUUCUCCUUUCUUUUAUUAUAGAUUAUGUAACAUAUAAUAUUGCGUAUCUGUACCAGAAAAAUGGAAUCACCACCAAUGACCCAACUCAAGCAUUAUUUCUUGUCGCGUUUUCCUAUGUAUUGUUGAUUUUUCAUACACGGCCGUUUUCAAAUGCAGUCGAAUCUAUUAUUCUCGCGUUGUGUUUUUACGUUUACUUACAUGGAACAUUGUCAAAGGAUUCUAUCGCAAAGAAAAAAGAUUCUGAAAUCAAGAAUAUAAAUUUUCCUACCAACAUGGCAUUUAUCCUGGGGUGUCUUGGUGCGCUCGGUUUGUUCACCCGAAUUACUUUUAUAUUGUUUGCAUUUCCUAUUGGACUUGCGUUUCUUUAUCGUACUUUUGUGAUGCCUGAGGCCCGCUUGAACGCUUGGAAUGAAAAAUUUAACCAAUUGAUCCCGGUUGGUAUUGGCCUUGUUGUAAUGAGUGGACUAUGCGUAUUAGCAGAUUUAAUUUAUUUUGGCUCAAUAAAAGUGACUGUUGUUAGAAAAGAAUUGUUUAGCUUGGAUUUUCUUGUUAGGAUUCUGCAAAACCCUUCAGAAUUUCUUAAGAAUUUUCGACAAGUUUCUUUGACGAAAUCUGUCUCUGUCGUGACUUUUAGUGGUGUCUGUGGCUUUAUAUUGUUAUCGAUUAUGCCACAUCAAGAAGCAAGAUUUCUGUUGCCAUUAUUGUUGCCUGUAGUGAUAAGCGCAUCGUUGCAUCGAAAGUUCUCUUCGGGUUUCUGGAUGUUUUAUAUCAUCUUCAACCUGAUAGCCGCGUUGUUUUUCGGUGGUUUGCAUCAGGCUGGCAUGGUCCCUAUACUAGGAAGAUUGCAACAUCAAACAAUGAGAUUUCAUAAUUGUGUAAAAGAUUCUAGUAGGCAUAUUAUGUGUGAAGUCACAAAUAAAUUUGUCGAGCCAAGUUUCAACUCGACCGAAAUCUUUCACACAAAUAUAAUCUUUUAUAAGACGUUUAUGCCGCCACGACAUUUACUAGGGUACCCGAGAGCUUGGCGAGAGAGCAAUGUACGAAUCACAAUUCACGAUCUUGCUGGUGUCGCAUUAGAACAACUUGAACAAGAACUUGAAGCGAAAAUUGCCGUGAAUUCCGAUAUACUAGAUCAAUACGAUAGCCAAAAGAUUGUUUUCCGAGAACGAGAUGAUAUUUCCGGACAUUAUGAACGCACCUUAAUAGUCACGCCAUCAACUACAAUGCUCUCAGCAACUUUAUUCGUAUUCUCAAACACGUCAACAAACCACUCGCUAAAAUACAAAGAUAGGCAAUGGCCUCACCUCAACACUGACCAAAUAGAUCGUGUGCUCGAAAAUGGACUCUAUUUGAAUAUUUACCAACUUGUGGCUUCUUAA
Messenger RNA from Ambispora gerdemannii, 1698 nucleotides. Lineage: Eukaryota; Fungi; Glomeromycota; Glomeromycetes; Archaeosporales; Ambisporaceae. The record is from the annotation of a GenBank genome assembly.